Molecule: messenger RNA, 1563 nt
Organism: Babesia ovata
Lineage: Eukaryota; Apicomplexa; Aconoidasida; Piroplasmida; Babesiidae
Product: histidyl-tRNA synthetase
Exons: 6
Coding region: 1-1563 (520 amino acids)
Biological process (GO): histidyl-tRNA aminoacylation
Cellular component (GO): cytoplasm
Molecular function (GO): histidine-tRNA ligase activity
Source: RefSeq, a predicted model, not a curated record
AUGUUUGCGUGGCUCUCGCUUGGGUGGAUAGUUGUCGCUUGGUGCAGAUGCCUCCGGCGUUCGCGCGACUUCGGCGCCUUCGUGGCUCCGGGGAAUCCCUUUGUCCACAAUGGCGCCAUUACGGCGCGUAUGACCCACGCUGUGGGUGCUAAUUCGGCUGGUAAGGUCGCGCUCUACACUGUACGUGGCGGUCAGUGCUUCCUGCCGAGGGAGCAACAGGAGCAGCGGCAACUUCAGGACGAGUGGCUGUCGUUGUCUAAGGCUUUUGGAUUCGCGGAAUAUUCGUUGGGAGUGCUUGCGCAUUCCGAGCUGUUCACCGGCGCUGCCGGCGGAGUCACCACCGACGAGCAUCGCAACGAGCUCUACGAGUUCACCGACCGUAAGGGACGGCGGCUGGCGCUGCGGGGUGACGUUACUCCGCAGUUCAUGGCGAUGUUGCGAGACGAGGGGGAAGCUUCAGGCGUUGAUUCGCCGUGCGGUGCUGUUGCCCCCAGCCAACUGUCGAAGUGGUUCACCCUCGCCGACUGCUGGCGAUACGAGCGACCGGGCCACUGCCGACGUCGUAACCACCUGCAGUGGACAUGCGAUAUUGUCGGGGUAGCUGGUCCAGAGGCUGAGAUCGAGCUUUUGACAAUGCUCAUUACAUUCUUCCGCAAGGUUGGUCUGACGAGCAAGGACGUGGCUAUACACCUGAGCCACCGCGACAUUGUACCGGCUAUGCUGGACGUUCUGGGAAAGCAUUCGUCGGAUAGCCAGUGGCUGCACGAGUUCCGCAAGGUGCUGGACAAAUAUCGCAAGGUAUCGCAAUCGGAGUUUGAAAAUAUGCUGUCAUUGUUGGGGUUCACUACGGCAGAAACUGCGGCGCUGCUUGGCCUCAUUGCCAAUUGCCGUACCCUGUCUAGCAUAGAGGAGGUAUUCCCCGCCGAUGCAGCAUUUGUCAAAGUGUUACGAAGCAUAGUAGAAGGGUUAGAGCGUGCCAAUUGUGCCGAUUGGAUUACGUUUGACCCGAGUAUUGUGCGCGGGAGCGACUAUUACACGGGGACCGCGUUCGAGUGCUUCGACCGCUCUCAACCUCAGAGCCGUGCACUGGCCGGAGGCGGUCGUUACGACAAUUGCUUGCCAGAUCUGCGUGGAGAUGAACGACAACUGUCGCAUGCCGUGGGUUUCGGCAUGGGCAAUGUGGCCAUUGCAGAGCUACUACGUUCUCGCAGAGGUUAUUUCUCGCCAUGGAGCCUUGCUGACGUGGUUGUAUUCACCUCCCCUCCCGGUGCCGGGCAGGCUACGUCAAGCGGCAGCGAUUUGCAGCGCGUGCAUGACGUGAUUGCCGGACUACGCCAGAGCGGCCUAAGGGUGUACCACUACUACAAGUCCAGCAAGUGGAAUAAGGGGUUGGAUUUUGCCGAUCGAGUUGGGGCCUCAAUAUUCGUCCAUCCAGACGUGAGUGCCAGUGGUAUGUCAUACCAGGUGCACCGCCUUGCCGACAAGACCAAGGUGAACCUAGAUGCUGGCGAUUUAGGGCGUGUAAUUGAGCACAUAAGGGACCAAAUUUCGGGGGUGUCUUGA